CUCUUUCGCUGCUUGUUGCUCUGCCUCUUCCUCCCACUAUUUGAAACUCUCUCGCUCUCUGUGUCUCUCUAAUGGAGCGCUGCUUGGGACGACUGGGGCUGCCGCUCUUAGUUGCGUUUUCAUUCAAUCAGCUGAGUUCGCGGCGUUCGGUCUUUUUAGCUCGCUCCAACAAUUUUCCGUUGUACCGAUCAAAUACUACGCGCUUUCGUACGUGAAGGAAACUGAAACCGCAAAAGUUUUCGAGUUGAAAAAUUCCCUAAAACAACAAGACUCGGCGAGGACGGAAAAUUUGUUAGCAGCUUGUCACCUUCGAAAAGUAUCUGUGUUCUGGACACUGCCGUACACUUGACGAUAGCAGUUCAGCAGAGGCCUACUUAGCUGAAUAAACAUAACACAAAAAACUAAGGGCAGCCACCAGAAAGGAGCUGCCAACUAGCAUUUUACGCCUGUGCGUUUCGUUCGUUCCACGCUUGUGACCCGUAGCCCACGUCCACUUUUGUGGCGUGUGCAACCCGAAGCCGCCAAGACGACUUACUCGAUAAUGAAGAUGAGCUCGCCCAGGAUCAUGCAGCAGAAACGGAGCAGCAAGUCCUCCAACUCGUCAAGGGUCUCGAUGACCACCUCGACGGCGGAGGAGAACCUCCUGGAGUCGAAGCUCUUCAGCUGGAUGCGUCUCUUCCGCUUCGCCUCGCUGCUCUGCCGCGCCGAGUAACGGAGCUAGUCCAUAAGAUCGAGAUCCCCCACGAGAUCCUUCAACCCCAAAAAUAAAAUGUUAGGAGAAAUACAUAUAACAGAUACUCGAACUAGUUGCCGCUUUUCAGUCAAGUUUUCCUAUAUAUAAAAAGAGACACAAAAAGAUAAAACACCAACCUCUUGUCACCUUAACUUUUCCAGCAAUGUAGAGAAUAAGUAUUACAAAAUGAGUAAACAAGGUUACAUCUCUUCUUAUCAGAAAUACCACGUUAAGUUUAAGCUGAAAAGCAAGGAAUAUCCACCCUAAGAAACACAAUGUUUAUUUUAAGCUCCUUUUUGGGAAAUCGAAAACAAUUUUCUUUCUGUUAGCUCUUCACACUUAAGUCAAUUUUUAGUGUAAAUUCCGUCGCAUCGGAAUUUCUCGCGCCUUUCGUACCUUUUGUAUUGUAAUAAGUGAAAAGAUAAAUGAGACACUUACAAAUUGCAAAACUACAAGCUAAUAAAUAUUAAAUCAUAAUCCAUUUAUUGCGUUUAUUCGGGUUUUAUUAGUGCUUAAGUUUCGAGAACAACCGACUACAACAUGAGGUAUAUUUUUGUAUUUACAACACUGUUUUGCGUGUCACAAACAAAUAAAAUAGCAAACAUCAAGAGAAACGUUAAUGCAAGGCUAUUAAAUAGAUAAAUACAUAUAUUACUAAAAACAAAAGCGAGAAAAUGCAGUACUAACAAUAACAAUACAAUGUAUACAUGUAGAGGAAUAUAUUUACACAUCCAACUCGAAUCGGAGUCUAUGCAAAUGCGCUUAUCCAAUACUGAAAACACACACAAAUAUUAAAACUCAUUCACAAUAGUUAAUCCAAGCCCAGCAAUAUGAGAAGUGCAUUUAACCCAAAGAAGUUGCCAAACGACAGUGUUGUUACCACAUUAGCAAUGCAAAAACACAAUAGCGAAAAACGUAUCUAAAAUGAUGUACAACCUCAGAAAGUAAUAAAAAAUAACAAUGAAACGACUACAUCAACAACAAAAUAAACAAAUACAGUUAUCAGAGAUUUUCGAAAUUAAAUUUUAAUUAUUAAUUAGUUAGUAAGCCAGAAUGCAAUCCUGCAACAUGAAAAUAACGGUAAUAACGGUAAAAGCCAAAACAAUGAGAAAACUGUACUAGAACAUAGCAAUAUCACUGCAGCAGAUAAUUGUUGAGAAAAAUGCAAUAAAUCGAUAUCGAUCAAUAAAUAAAGUCUUUAAGCUGUUAAGUGUUCAAUGGAAUAAAAGCAA
Molecule: messenger RNA, 1965 nt
Organism: Drosophila ficusphila
Lineage: Eukaryota; Metazoa; Arthropoda; Insecta; Diptera; Drosophilidae
Exons: 2
Coding region: 542-712 (56 amino acids)
Source: RefSeq, a predicted model, not a curated record